Molecule: messenger RNA, 489 nt
Organism: Ylistrum balloti
Lineage: Eukaryota; Metazoa; Mollusca; Bivalvia; Pectinida; Pectinidae
Product: calmodulin-like
Exons: 4
Coding region: 1-489 (162 amino acids)
Cellular component (GO): cytoplasm
Molecular function (GO): calcium ion binding
Source: RefSeq, a predicted model, not a curated record
AUGGCAGACUACGAUACACAAAGUCAAUCCAGGGCCACGCCCACUUACGGUUACAACGAGAACCCGGAUGCUGAAGCUUACGAGAAAGCACGUGACCUGUUUGACCUCUUGGACGAAGACAGAGAUGGGCGACUCGAUGGGGACGAAUUUAUCAUGUUUGUUCAAGGUAUUGGUUUCAACCCGACCGAUAAAGGGGCACAGAAAAUUCUGGAGGAGGCUGAUCCCUACGACAGUGGAUACAUAGCCUGGGCUGACUUUGAAACGACCUUGACACAUCGGCUUCCUCAACUCCGAAUGGAAGAGGAAUCAUUACGCGAGGCGUUCCAGGUAUUUGACCACGACCGAGACGGAACCAUUACAAUAGACCAGCUAGAAACCAUCAUCAAUGGUGACGGAAGGAUUAAAGACGAUAUCAUUGAAAAACUACGGGAAUCUGAUAGAGACGGCAAAUUAGAAAUUAAUGAUUUAGUCAAAAUGAUUUUGGCAUGA